UUCUUCCGUCGCGGUGAAUGCUGGGAGCGGAGUGGGGCCGCUGGGAGUUGCAGUCCUUGCGGUAGGCCGCCUUUUCCCAGAGUGCCUUGCGCGGAGGCGGGGCGGCGCGAGGUGCCGGCGGGGCCCGGUCGAGCGUCGCGGAGGGAGGGACGAAGCGGCGAGGCGCCCCCCCGCCCACCGACCGAAGCCGAGCCACGGACUGGCGGCGGAAGACCGGGCGCGGUAGCAGGCCGACAGGCCGAGGAGGCGUUCCUGAGGAGGGAGUCGCCGCCGCCGCCCUCAUGCCGCCGUCCCGGCCGGGCCCCUGAAAGAGAGAGAGAGAGGCGCGCACCGCAUCGCACCGCGCAGGGAGGCAGAGAAAGGCGGAGGCCCUAGUCGGUGUCCGCUCGCCAGCCGGCCGGCCUAGGAACGGUUGAGGGCGCGAGGGAGGAUGCUCCGGUGCAUGCCCCCGCUGUGGCGCUGCAACCGGCAGGUGGAGACGCUGGACCGGCGGCACUGCUCGCUGCAGGCCGUGCCCGAUGACGUCUACCGCUACAGCCGCUCCCUCGAGGAGCUCCUGCUCGACGCCAACCAGCUCCGGGAGCUCCCGAAGCCUUUCUUCCGACUCCUGAAUCUGCGCAAGCUGGGCUUGAGCGACAACGAGAUUCAACGUCUUCCUCCGGAGGUGGCCAACUUCAUGCAGCUUGUGGAGCUGGACAUCUCCCGCAAUGACAUUCCGGAAAUCCCUGAAAGCAUCAAAUUCUGCAAAUCCCUAGAGAUCGCGGACUUCAGUGGGAACCCUUUGUCUAGGCUCCCGGAGGGCUUCACCCAGCUGCGCAGCCUGGGCCACCUGGCAUUGAACGAUGUCUCCCUUCAGAGCCUGCCCAGCGACAUUGGCAACUUGGCCAACCUGGUGACCUUAGAGCUUCGUGAGAACCUGCUCAAGUCUCUCCCAGCUUCACUCUCAUUCCUUGUCAAAUUAGAGCAGCUGGACCUUGGCGGCAAUGACCUGGAAGUGUUGCCAGAUACGCUGGGCGCACUGCCGAAUCUGCGGGAACUGUGGCUAGACAGGAACCAACUUUCAUCGCUGCCUGCAGAACUUGGCAAUUUGCGCCGCUUGGUGUGCCUGGAUGUCUCUGAGAACAAACUGGAGCAGCUGCCUGGCGAGAUCAGUGGGCUGGUGGCGCUGACGGAUCUUCUGCUGUCACAGAACUUGCUGGAGUCAAUUCCUGAUGGGAUUGGCCAGCUGAAGCAGCUCUCCAUCCUGAAGGUUGAUCAGAACCGGCUGGUGGAGGUGACUGAAGCAAUUGGGGACUGUGAAAACCUGUCGGAGCUCAUCCUCACCGAGAAUGUGUUGACGACUCUACCCAAGGCCUUGGGGAAGCUUACCAAGCUGACAAAUCUGAAUGUGGACCGGAAUAGACUGAUGGCUCUUCCCCCAGAGAUAGGAGGCUGCUGCAGCUUGAACGUGCUCUCCCUUCGAGACAACUGCCUAGAAUUCCUGCCCCCUGAGCUUGCCAGCACCACUGAGUUGCAUGUGCUGGAUGUGGCAGGCAACAGGUUACACCACCUGCCCUUUGCUCUCACCAAUCUCAACCUGAAGGCACUCUGGCUGGCCGAGAACCAGUCUCAACCAAUGUUGAAGUUCCAGACAGAGGAUGAUGAGAAGACGGGGGAGAAAGUGCUCACCUGCUACCUCCUGCCCCAGCAGCCGUCACCCAGCCUAGAGAAUCUGCAGAACAGCGUGGACGACAGCUGGAUGGACACCAACCUCAACCGGGUCAGUGUGAUCCAGUUUGUGGAUGACCCCAAGAUGGAUGAUGAAGAUGAGGAGGAACCUGGGGCUGAGAAGAGGGGCCUGCAGCGGAGGGCAACUCCCCACCCAAGUGAGCUGAAGUCUAUGAAGAAGGUGAUUGAAGUGCGGCGCAGUGAGGCGUGUGCUGCCAAAUUGGGUCCUCAGCGGGAUUCUUUCAAUUCAGAGGAGAAGAGGCUGAGCGCCACAUCCAGUCGCAGUGAGGACUCCCCCGUCUCCAGCAGCACCAUCUCGGCCAGCUGCCAGGAAGCGGCAGCGGCAGCAGCAGUGAGGCAGGCUGGAUGGGAAACAUCGAGGCCAGAAGAGGCAGCAGAUGCUGAUGGGCCUGAGGGGGAGGAAGUGGAGGAGAAGGGGCGGCGACAGCAGCAGCAGCCCCCGUGGCAGGAGGCAGCGGCAAAUGUGGAGGAAGGAACAGCUGGCCCAGAAGAUGAUGCGCUGGAGGUGGAAUACAAUGAGCCCACGGUGCACUUUGCUGAAGAUACGCUAGUCCGCAGUGAGGAGGAGGAAGAGGAGGAGGAGCGUCCAUUCCCAGCGGGGAAGCAGCGGCUGAUCCGCAAGGACACCCCCCACUACAAGAAGCACUUCAGGAUUGCUCAGUUGCCCCGGCCGGAGGCGGUGGUCGCCCUUUUGCAGGGGCUGAGUGCUGAGGGGGCCCCCCAGGAGGAGGUGGCGAUGGCGGCAGCGGAGGAGGAGGAGCCAGACCAGGAAAGGUGGGACGAAGAAGAGGCCAAGAACGGGGCUCCGGCUGUGCCACCCUCUGUCAAGGGGGUGUCGUUUGAUCAAGCCAAUAAUCUGCUGAUUGAGCCUGCUCGCAUUGAGGAGGAAGAGCUGACUCUGAGCAUUGUGCGGCAGACGGGGGGUCUGGGCAUCAGCAUCGCAGGGGGCAAAGGCUCUACCCCCUACAAGGGAGACGAUGAGGGCAUCUUCAUUUCCCGCGUGUCUGAUGAGGGCCCGGCUGCACAUGCAGGGGUGCGGGUCGGGGACAAGCUCCUGGAGGUGAAUGGAGUGUCACUGCGCUCUGCUGAGCACCAUGUGGCUGUUGAGGCGCUCCGCGGUUCAGGCAGCACCGUCACGAUGACGGUGCUCCGGGAGCGGAUGGUGGAGCCCGAGAAUGCCAUCACGGUGACGCCGCUGCGGCCGGAGGAUGACUACAGUCCCAGGGAGCGGCGGAGCGCCCUGUGCUUGCCUGAGAGGCCUGAGGGAGCCCCCCUGGCCGAGAGGCUCUCCAUGUGCCUGAUGCGGAACGAGAGGGGGCUGGGCUUCAGCAUUGCGGGCGGCAAGGGCUCCACGCCGUACCGGCCUGGGGACACGGGGAUCUUCAUCUCACGGAUUGCAGAAGGUGGUGCAGCACACCGGGACGGGACCCUCCAUGUGGGCGACAGGGUCAUCUUGAUCAAUGGGGUAGACAUGACGGAAGCCAGGCAUGAUCAGGCCGUAGCGCUGCUUACCGCCGCCUCCCCCACCAUCGCACUGCUGGUAGAGAGAGAGGCUGCUGCCGCCACCCAGCCCAGCGAGGAAGACCACCUGCCCUUAGGGCAACGGGCACAGCGGGCACACUCCCCACCACCACCUUCCGCCCACGGGGAGAGCCUGCCGGAGGAGGAGAUGCCCCUGCCCCGCAGGAGCCCCCUAUCCCGGACCCUGGAGAGUCAGUACCCAGUUGAGGAGGUGUGCAUGGUCAAAGCGGGGGGCCCACUGGGGCUCAGCAUCGUGGGGGGCAGUGACCACUCCAGCCACCCCUUUGGGAUCCACGAGCCUGGGGUCUUCAUUUCCAAGGUCAUUCUUCACGGACUGGCUUCUCGCAGUGGGCUGCGUGUGGGUGACAGGAUCCUGGAGGUGAAUGGCAUUGAUCUCCGCCACGCCACCCACCAGGAGGCAGUGAGUGCCCUACUGUCCAACACCCAAGAGCUGAGGAUGGUUGUCCGGCGAGACCCUCCCCCGCCCGGUAUGGAGGAGAUCUGCAUUGAAAAGCGGCUGGGGGAAAAACUGGGCAUCAGCAUCCGAGGUGGCGCCAAGGGCCACGCAGGGAACCCCUUUGACCCCACAGAUGAGGGCAUCUUCAUCUCUAAGGUCAGCUCCACGGGGGCCGCAGCCCGCGAUGGGCGGCUGAAAGUGGGGAUGCGCAUCCUGGAGGUCAACCACCAGAGCCUGCUGGGCAUGACUCACACAGAAGCGGUCCAGAUCCUGCGUGCCGUGGGUGAUGCGCUCCUGGUGCUCGUCUGCGAUGGCUUUGACCCCAAGGCUGUAGCUGCCAUUGAGAUGUCUCCAGGGAUCAUCGCCAACCCCUUUGCAGCUGGCAUUGGGCGCAAGAACAGCUUGGAGAGCAUUUCGUCCAUCGACCGGGACCUCAGUCCGGAGGAGCUGGAUGUGCUUCAGAAGGAGUUGGAGAUGGUGAGGGAGACGGCCCUGUGGGAAGAGAAGGAGAAAAUGGAGCGGAUGCGCCGGGAGCAGGAGACAGCCAUGCAGCUCCUGGCGGAGGAGGAGGAGGCGGAGGGCCUUGGCACGGAGCCCCUGCAGCUCGAUUACCGCACCUUGGCAGCGCUCCCCAACCAUGGCCUCCAGAAAGCCCCCCGUGGCCUUCUCCCGGCAGAAAUGGAAGGGGACUUGCCGGUGCCUCUCCUGCCAGUUGCCCCCAACGGCCACUGCCCUCUUCCAGACGUGUGCCAAGCAAGUGGCCCCACUGCCUCUGCAAAGGGGGCUGCCCUCCUCCCUGAGCCUGCGGAGGAGCAGCCUUUGGUGGACUCCCAGCCCAUCCCCUUCAGCGCCAACCCCUUUGUGGUGGCUAAUCGGCAGGGCAAGGCGUGCCUGGGGGGGCCUCCCCUGGGCUAUGGCAAGGGGGGAGUGCUGAAGACCAGUCUCUACACCAAGGCCCUUGCAGGGGAAACUGAGUCGGGAGGAGCCUGGCGAGACGCUCCCUGUUCUCCCAGCAGCCAGCAGCCACCUGCUGCCCCCCGGCCUGCCCACCUGGUGGGCAGAGAGACCCGCUUUGCUUCUGUCCACUUGGUUCCCACCCACAACGAGAGCAAAUCGACCAAGCCAGGGAUGAUCCAGCCAGUCUCCCGCGUGUGCCCACCCCCAGCCCUUUCAGCCUCCGAAGGCCGGGACGGUCCCAAUCCAUUCCAGCAGCCUGAGCUGUGCUCCAGCACCCACAACUCUCCCCAGCCUCCCAGGCCUCCUUCUCCAGAGGAGCUCCCCAUCAGCGCCAAGCAGGCCUAUAAGGCCUUUGCAGCUGUCCCAGUUCCGCACCUGCCGCUGGAGUUCAAGGAGCCGCAGAGCCAGAAAAGUCCAGAGAAGCCUCACGUCCUCUCUGAAGCUCCGUUGUCAGGAGGUCUGCACAGUCCAGAACAAAGAUCCUUCCGCGAGAGGCAGAAGUACUUUGAAGUGGAGUUGAAGCAGCAGCCGGCAGAGAAGCCCCCAAAGCGUGUCUCUCUGGUUGGGGAAGAAGACUUGAAGAAAAUGAAGGAGGAGGAAGCUCGCAAACUGCAGCAGAAGCGAGCUCAGCUGCUGGAGGAGGAAGAUGAGGAGGAAGACGAGGCGGACGUGAGGAAGCACCACCAAGAUACAAAUGUGCCUUCCAGUAUCUUCAUUGAGGGAGUUGAGUACAAAGUUGAGAAGCUGGAUGGAAGUAGCCUGCUGUCUCCAACGGCUUGGUUUGCAGAGCCCGAGAGGCACAACGGCUCACAGAGGAAUUCACUGGAGGAGGGCUUGCGGCUGGAGCAGCGGCCCACAUCCACGGCUGGGGUGAGUCCAGCUCACCCCAGAGGCAGUGAGCCUGGUGCACCGGUGAGGACAGCCAAAGCAGAGAGGCGGCAUCAAGAGCGUCUUCGCAUGCAGAGUCCAGAGCUCCUCAGUGCCCACGAGAACGAGCUUUCCCCAGCAGAGCGCCGGGCCCUGGAGGCAGAGAAGCGGGCCAUGUGGCGAGCGGCACGCUCUUCCGCCCUGGAAGAGAGCCUUAAACAGUACGAGCAGGACCUGGCCAGGCGGCUGUACCAGGCCCGGCAGCAGGCACUGGGGCAGCAGGGCCCUGCUGCUGCUGCCACCGCCACCUCCUCAAGAGCCCCUGGGCCAGGAGGCCAACCCAGGAUGAAGUCUCUAGAGCAGGAUGCCCUCAAGGCCCAGAUGGUGAUUGCAAAGUCCAAGGAGGGCAAGAAGCGUGGCAUGCUGGAGCGGCUGGCAGAGUCGCCCUCGCCAGCUCCCACUCCUUCGCCAACACCCUUGGAGGACUGCAGCUCCCGGAUCCUCACUUCACCAGGCAGGCUGUCUGUGCCUGACAAGAAGUUCCUCUACAGGGCAUUUGCUGCCAUUCCUUCUUCCAAACCUGUUUAUGAAAUCCAGACUCCAGAUGGCGGUGACACCUGCAGACUCCUCAACGACUCCAGCAGCUCAGUGAGCCAGGAGCAAGGUGGACAGGUGGAAGACCAGGAGCCCUCAGGGACACAGGAGCCCUCCACUCCCGGGGAAGAGGUGGGACUCUUCCACAGCCAGCGCAAACUCCGGCCCACCCAGCACAGCCUGGAAGCUGCUGUCCCCACAUAGCAGACCUGCCCCUCAGGGGCUGCUGGAAACACCUCCGAGCCGACCCUUGGCUUGGUACAGCCUGGUCUGUGGCCGCCUGGCUCCUGGCUAGAGCAAGCUCUCUGGAGCCCACGUAGGCUUUGUUAAGGCUGUGAGCCUCCUGCCUGUCCUCACCAUGCAGAGGGGCAGGUUCUGAGCAAACGGGGGCAGUGCAUAUCAGCAGCGAUGGGCUGUGCAGUGUGUGUGUGUGUAAAUAUUGUAAGGGGGUGUGGGGGGGUGCGUGUGCACGCUGCCGCUACUUCAGACUGACCCUCGCUUGUGGGGAGGGUGGCAGCCCCAGUUGACAUUUGCCAAGCAGCGGGGGGACCACUUCUGCAUCAGUGACAGGCCACCUGCCCCUUUCAGGGCAAAGGUUGGGAGAGGGGCAUUGCCCUCGGGCAGGAUGGGCAGAGAAACAGGUGGACUUUUGCCAAGGGCGACCAUUUUCCUCUUCCUCCUCCUGUAGAGCCUGGGUGUCUCAUCAGUGCCCUGAUGCCCAGGGCAGGAGGGAGGAAUGGGCAGAAAUGGGCACCUCCGCCUAUUUAACAAGGGCAGGAGGGCCCUUGUGGGGGCUGCCCGGUGCUAGCAAAGGUAGAACAGUGUGGGAGCAGGCUAGUUGCGUUAGAACGGGGUGAUGCAGGUAGAAGAUACAGAUAAAAUAGGGGGAAUUGGGGUUGGGGGCAGGGAGAGGGGUAGUGCAACAUAGGACAAGGACAUUGGGAUGGAGAUUGGCGGCCGAGGGCCAAACAGGCAUGAGCUGUGAGUCGAGACGCUCCAGCAAGUGCGGAGGUUGAGGCUUGCUGCCCCCUGGCUGCAGCCUCUCUUCUUGAUGCACGGCCCUUGUUUGCAAAAGGUUGGGUCUGUCUGGAACCCCAACAGGUGGCUGCUUGUGCCACUUUCUUUGCCUCUCCUCGUUGGCCUGUGGUGGGAAGUGGAGCCUCUGCCGAAGGACAGGAUGUGGGAUCUCAUCAUGCCAAAAUCAGAGGGUUGUUUUGACAGAACUUACCUGUUUGGUCUUCGGCACAUGGAGAAGGAAGCUCCUUUCUGUCUGCAUCUCUCAAGCCGCACAGUGGCUGCUUCUACAUUGGCAGUUAGAGCUUUUUGAUUUUAAUCUAAUUUUAGCAUUUGCUUUUAAUGAGCAAUUUGGGGAGUGAUCAGGCCGGGUUUCACUGACUAACAAAUUCUCUAGGUGCUGGGCUCUGGCAUAUCUGUCUUGUCUGUCUGUCUCCUCUCCCAGGACACUCCAAGGGAGAUCAAGACUGUAACUAGUGACAUUUGUACAACCAAAGAAAUCUAUUUUGUGGUUCAAGGACAAUAAAGUUUACUUUACGUUUUAGAAA
Molecule: messenger RNA, 7686 nt
Organism: Rhineura floridana
Lineage: Eukaryota; Metazoa; Chordata; Lepidosauria; Squamata; Rhineuridae
Gene: SCRIB
Product: scribble planar cell polarity protein
Exons: 46
Coding region: 431-6328 (1965 amino acids)
Biological process (GO): neurotransmitter receptor transport postsynaptic membrane to endosome; neurotransmitter receptor transport, endosome to postsynaptic membrane
Cellular component (GO): adherens junction; postsynaptic density; postsynaptic membrane
Molecular function (GO): protein binding
Source: RefSeq, a predicted model, not a curated record